GUAUUGUAUUAUGUAAGUUUUAUAUGUUUAAACCUUUUUGUCUUGAUCAUUCAUAUUAUAAAUAGGCAUGGAUGAAGAUUAUGUGUACUCACAGUGUUUCUUUAAUGGAACCCGAGAUUUCUCUUUUGAAAUAUCUUCACACGACUACUUGAUGCAGCGAGCAUGUAUUAGCUACAACAAGGAGGGAAAAUGUGUGAGUUGGGGUAAUGAAUCCUAUGAUUCUUUAAACAAUACAAACCAGACACACGUGUCCAAUUUCUAUGCUGAACUAGAGCUUAUACAAGACAAAAAAAUACACGAUGACAAGGACAGAUUUUUUAUAGAUAGUGUGUCCGAAUAUCUGAUGUUAUUGCUAAAUGAUCGUAAAGAAGCAUUAGAAAAACAGAUAGGCAACCCUAGAAUAUCCUUUCAUUAUGUUUUUAUUGUUCCUACGAAAUGGGAUUUUUCAAUCAGGGAAAACGUGCUUCGCCCUAUUUUUACACAAGCAAAGUUAAUUUCAAAGCAAGAUCAUGAAAAUAAGCUUCUGUUUUUUACCCAAUUAGAAUCCGUAUUUCAGCUCAUACAAUCUAAGGAAUACAGAAAGAAGCAUAGUACCAUUGAAAAAUUUAAGCAAGGAAGCCAACAUAUUAUCUGUAGAAUAUCAAUCGGUCAGGAUACUUUGUCAGCAACAGUAGAUGUUACCCAAGCAGAAUACUCUACAGUAGAGAUAGCUGAUGCAACUCUCGUACCGAGAUUGUUACAUUCGGUGGAUAUCUCGAUGUGUAACGAUGGUACAAAAAACGCCAUGAAAAACUACCUGCAGCAUAAAAUAUCCCCAAAGGAAAAUGUCACUCCUGAGCUGGAAGACGCAUUGGUUUUGAUGGCAGGAAGCGCAUUAGAUUACGGCGUAGGAUUGGAGAUAAAAGAAGGACGAGAAGAGCUGAAUUUACACCUUUCGAAUCACCUGAGAAAAGAACAUGGGCUAACCGAGUCGCAAAUUAGGACUAUAAAUACAAUAAGCGUUAAAGAUGUCUGCAGUUCGAUCAGCAGAAAAAUUCUGGCUGAUUUUAGGUCCAUGCUAUUGAACAAUUCCAGAAAACAGCGCACACUAUUUUUACUUCUCGAUAGCAGUACUUAUUUCCAGCAUAAAUUUGAUGACUACUACUCACCUUUGCUGCCAUGGUUGAUAUAUAUGCUCAAGGAUAAUGCUGAAUUUCUGAACUAUAAAAUAAUGACAAGUCAAUCACAAUCAUAUAGCAGCAUCGGAUCGUCGGAUGUAUUUAAAGGGGCAACUUUAAAAAUGAUGGAAAUGGCAAGAUAUUCUGAUAUGCAUGUUUUGCCGUUAGUGAUACCGGGAAGAAUGCUAGACUCGUCAGCAGUUUUUAUAUGCUCAAAACCUAAUGUGAUUAUCAAUAUAGGCAGGUGAGCAUCCUCCAAAAUGCUUUCUUAACACUCAUGACAUAUCAAUAGAUAUUUCACUGAAAGAUACCGCAUGCUCCUCUGGAAUACUGAAUAGCAGUGGGGUUG
Molecule: messenger RNA, 1506 nt
Organism: Mucor mucedo
Lineage: Eukaryota; Fungi; Mucoromycota; Mucoromycetes; Mucorales; Mucoraceae
Exons: 3
Coding region: 68-1405 (445 amino acids)
Source: RefSeq, a predicted model, not a curated record